Molecule: messenger RNA, 1209 nt
Organism: Pediculus humanus corporis (human body louse)
Lineage: Eukaryota; Metazoa; Arthropoda; Insecta; Psocodea; Pediculidae
Exons: 7
Coding region: 1-1209 (402 amino acids)
Molecular function (GO): actin binding
Source: RefSeq, a predicted model, not a curated record
AUGGCUCCUCCCCCUCCUCCUGUUCCUCCACCACCACCAAUUUCUACAGCACAGUCUGGGGCUCCGUCUGGACAACAGAUUAAUAUGCUCAUGCAUUCAAUCAGACAGGGUACCAAAUUAAAAAAAGCUGUAACAAUUGAUAAGAGUAGAGUGCAAAAUUCUGGUAAUUCUAAUUCUAAUGAAGAAAAUACUAAGGAUUUUUCUAGUGUCAGCUCUUCUAGGCACACUAUAGCAAAUGGUGGACCUCCUGGUUUAGGUAAUCUAUUUAUGGGUGGUAUCCCUAAGUUGAAACCCACUGGAUUGAACAAUCGAGGGCCACCUCCUCAACCACCACCUGUCAGUCACAAACCUCAAAUAACUUCUAGUGCCUCAGAUUCUUCAGUGGGGUCUGGAACAACUAAUAAUGUUUUUACCAAGUCUCCGAAUUCUUCCUCAAUUCAUCCUAGUAAACCCCCCGUUGGUGGAUACGGAAAACCGAAUUUAGCGCCUAAACCUCCAACAUCAAAAGAAUCAUCAUUAUCGCAAUUAUCGAAUACAACGGAUUGCAGCGGGAGCAACAUUGGUUUAAACGAAUUAGAAAAACCAUCUCCUCCACCAAAAAAAAUUGUUUUGAACGGUAGAGCGGGAGUAAAUAGAGCUCAAAGUAUGCGAGUUCCUAAAUCUCCUCCUGUUGCUCCGACUACAAGUCCUCCUUUUCCUCCUAAUUAUAACAAACCCAACCUAGUCAAAAAUCGAUUAAAUUUACAUCAGAGUCAAGAUAGUUUAAACGAUAAGAAUUAUAUGUCUAGUAAAAUUGGUACUUUGCCCCAUAACUUUCAAAAGCUCAGCUUUUUUCCACCAAACAUUCCGCCUCCUCCUGCUCCGAGUCAACGAAUACCGGCCAGGCCACCGAUAUCAAAGCCACCUCCUCCACCUUCAAGGCCUGUAGCACCACCCGCUCCGCCACCGCCGCCGCCACCCCCUCAUAGAACUACACCAGCUCCUCCUCCUCCAAUUCAAGGAAGAUUAGCGUCUAAUGCUCCCGGUUCGACUCCUCCUGCUCCGCCUAUUCGAAACUUGUCAAUGAGAAAUGGCUCACUCAUGCAGCAGACUGAUGUCGAAAAUAAAUUUGGACAUUUAUUUCAUAAUGUACAGGAAUUUCCGGAUCCUGGGAUUUUUAGAAAUUUAAUUAAAAAUUACAAUACAAGAGCUUCGGCUGUGGGUAAGUAG